Molecule: messenger RNA, 1614 nt
Organism: Penicillium psychrosexuale
Lineage: Eukaryota; Fungi; Ascomycota; Eurotiomycetes; Eurotiales; Aspergillaceae
Product: proline permease PrnB
Exons: 2
Coding region: 1-1614 (537 amino acids)
Biological process (GO): amino acid transmembrane transport
Cellular component (GO): membrane
Molecular function (GO): amino acid transmembrane transporter activity
Source: RefSeq, a predicted model, not a curated record
AUGGCACCAAUAGAGGGUGAUCAACAUCCGAUCAGCGAGAAGGGCAAAGCACUUCGAACUUUAGUCGAAGCCGACCUGCUCGAUGAUCGUUAUGUAACUACAACCAAACGUGGGUUGAAGAAUCGCCAUGUUCAGUUAAUGGCCCUCGGAGGCACGAUCGGAACAGGGCUUUUCGUGGGUUCCGGCCAAGCCCUGGCCAUUGGAGGCCCCGCAUCGCUUCUGUUGGGUUAUCUCUUCAUCUCAGCCAUGGUUUAUGGCUUGGUCACGGCUAUUGCUGAGGUAGGUGCCUAUCUUCCGGUACAUGGUGGAACAAUGAGUUAUCAUGGAUUCCGCUAUGUGUCGCGGAGUAUGGGUUUCGCUAUGGGAUAUCUAUACUGGUACUCUCUCGGAAUCUUGGUGCCGUACGAGAUCACAGCUGCCGGACUGGUUAUUGGAUACUGGGACCAGAAUGGAUCGAUCAAUAUCGCGGUGUGGAUCACAGUCAUGAUGGUCGUUAUUGUCGCGCUCAACUUUAUGCCUGUGCGAGUAUACGGCGAGUCGGAGUUCUGGUUCGCCGGGGUGAAAAUCAUCACUCUGAUCGGUUUGUUGAUGGUAUCUUUCAUCCUCUUCUGGGGUGGUGGACCCAGUCGUCAGCGACUAGGCUUUCAUUAUUGGAAUAAUCCGCGUCCAUUCAACGCCUAUCUCGCAACGGGAGAUUCGGGCCGGUUCGUGGCCUUGUUGAAAUGCACAGUAUCCAGCGCCAUUGCGUUCAUUUUCGCCCCAGAGCUGAUUGUGAUCAGUGGGGGUGAGAUGGAGUCCCCUCGACGCAAUAUACCCCGGGCAGCCAGGAGAUACAUUUACCGAUUGAUCUUCUUUUACAUCUUUGGUGUACUAGCCAUUGGUGUUAUAUGCCCAUCCGAUGCUAGUCGUUUGACCAAGAGCGACGGCACGGUAAGCUCAUCACCAUUCGUGAUCGGCAUCCAGAACGCCGGCAUCCCCGUUUUAGACCACAUCGUGAACGCUGCCGUCUUGACAUCCGCCUGGUCCGCAGGAAAUUCCUUCCUGUAUAUGUCUUCGCGGUCACUCUAUUCCUUGGCUAUGUCAGGCAACGCGCCACAUGUGUUCAAGACAUGUAACCGAUGGGGUGUCCCGUACUGGGCUGUUUCGGUUUCGGCAUGCUUCUCGGCAUUGGCUUAUCUUGCCGUUAGCAACUCCAGUUCGAUUGUGUUCAACUGGUUCGUCAACUUCACCAACACUUCUGGUUUCAUCUCAUGGAUCUGCUGUUCCGUGGUGUUUCUCCGUUUCCGCAAAGCUGUCAAAGCACAGGGCAUUGAACAACCGUACAAAUCAAAGAUGCAGCCGUAUGGGGUUUAUUUUGGCCUGGCGGGUGCCACUCUGAUGGCGCUCAUAAAUGGGUUCACAGUGUUCUUCUCAUCGGAAUGGUCUGUGAGCAACUUUUUCACCGCAUACAUUGGUAUUCCUGCUUUCCUGAUUCUUUACUUUGGACACCGGGCACUGUAUUGGAGUGAUCCAUGGGCAUGGCGCCCAGAAGAAGUUGACAUGCACACGGGCUUGGAUGAAAUUAUUGCUGCUGAGCAGCCACCAAAGCCACGGCCUUGGUGGAAGUUUUGGUAA